Setaria italica (foxtail millet) is the source of this 1703-nucleotide messenger RNA. Its product is annotated as probable WRKY transcription factor 28. Gene Ontology annotation, molecular function: sequence-specific DNA binding; DNA-binding transcription factor activity. The record is from RefSeq and is a predicted model, not a curated record. Gene Ontology annotation, biological process: regulation of DNA-templated transcription. The transcript has 3 exons. NCBI's taxonomy places the organism in Eukaryota, Viridiplantae, Streptophyta, Magnoliopsida, Poales, Poaceae. The coding region runs from base 202 to 1416 and encodes 404 amino acids.
ACACGAUCACACUCUCUACCAAGCCAAGCUCCCUUGCUUACACACCUCUCCCUUUCCUCAUCCUCUCUCCUCUCGCCUCACCAUACUGCUAGGCCGCUAGCUGGAGCAAAUCUAUAUGUGAAGAGAGAGCACCCUCUCAAGGUCACCAGCUUGGAGUUCUUGAUCUCUCUGAGAGGUAACUGCUCCUGCCGAUCCAUCUCCAUGUCGGGCGCGAGGCAUGACCACGCCGGCAGCCACCACCAGCACCACCUCUCCGGGGACUUCCAGUUCCACGACGAGCUCGUGUCGCUGUUCGCGCAGCGGCCCGACGCGCCGGCGACGCCGAUGAUGCAGCAGCCAUGGUUCACGGACUACCUGCAGGCGACCGCGCCGACGCCGCUGGACUACGACGCCUUCGCGGGGGACUUCGACGUGCCGGCCGUGGACGAGGUCGUGAAGAGGGAGCUCGUGGUGGACACUACCGGCGGCGCUGCUGCCGGCAGCGGGGGCGGGGCGACGACGGUGCCGCUCACGCCGAAUAGCAUGUCGAUGUCGUCGACGUCGAGCGAGGCCUGCGGCGCCGGCGCCGGAGCGGGCGAGGAGUCCGCGGCUGGGAAGUGCAAGAAGGAGGAGGGGGAGGAGAGCAAGGACGGAUCGUCGGCGGCCAAGGGAGAUGUGGAAGGGGAGGAGAAGAACAAGAAAGGGGCGGCGAAGGGCAAGGGCAAGGGGGAGAAGCGGCCGCGGCAGCCGCGGUUCGCGUUCAUGACCAAGAGCGAGGUCGACCACCUCGAAGACGGCUACCGGUGGCGCAAGUACGGCCAGAAAGCCGUCAAGAACAGCCCAUUUCCGAGGAGCUACUACCGGUGCACCACGCAGAAGUGCCCGGUGAAGAAGCGGGUGGAGCGGUCGUACCAGGACGCGGCGGUCGUGAUCACCACAUACGAGGGCAAGCACACGCACCCCAUCCCGGCCACGCUGCGCGGGAGCUCGCACCUCCUCGCCGCGCACCACCACGCGGGGCUCCACCACCCGCACUUCCGGAUGCCGCUGCCGCCGCCGGCGCUCGGCGCCCUCGCCUUCAGGCCCGGAGGCGGCGCCGGCAACGCCUUCGACGCGCUCGGCCUCCUGCAGCCGCAGCCGCCGCAGGGCCAGGGCCACCACCACGCCAUGCCGCAGCAGCUAGUGACCGGCGCGGGCGCCGCCGCAGUCUCCACCGGGUUUCAGCAGGUGAACGCCGCCAUUGCCAGCCAACACGCGCUGCCUGACCACCAGCAUGACCUGGCUGCCGGUACUACUGCUGCCACCGCUACGGCGGCAGCUAGCGCUCCGCUCCGGAUGCAGCACUUCAUGGCGCAGGACUAUGCUGGCCUCUUGCAGGACAUGUUUCCAUCCUUCCUUCACAACAACGACGAUGGCGACACUCAUCACCACCAUUGAUAAUGGCGAUGAUCAAGGACUAGUCUGGUAGAGAUUUGGUUGCUGUUAACUUUUUUGGUUCUUGUGUCAUUGUAUGGUGAUAUGAUCUGAGGUAGCCAGUAGUAGCAUCGAUCAGCAUUAGGGCGGACGGGCUCCAGUACUAGAAGUUUGUUGUACAUGUACCUGAUUCUAAUGAGCUCCUCAUGCUUUGCACUUAAUUUGGGACAUGCAUGUACUGUGCUGUUGAGCCGUGGGACAGUUUUAUCCUCUAGCUUAAUCGUGACAUUUCCUUGAGUUCAUCAGGACAA